Menidia menidia (Atlantic silverside) is the source of this 1032-nucleotide messenger RNA. NCBI's taxonomy places the organism in Eukaryota, Metazoa, Chordata, Actinopteri, Atheriniformes, Atherinopsidae. The record is from the annotation of a GenBank genome assembly.
AUGCCCAAGAACAUCGUCAUCAUCGACGACGACAAGGCCGACGCCCCCCCCGUCGCCCCGGGCGACCUGAUUGGCUCGGAGGCGGCGCUCUCCUUCGAGCGCGUGCCGCCGCCGCCGGACCUGCUGCUGCACGCCGCCGAGCUGCCGUCCCCCAAGAAGCCCAACAUCCUGCGGGGGGCGGGCCGGGCCAGCGUGGUGCAGACGCCCCCCCGGGGGGGCGGAGCCACGCCCGCGCCCGGCGCCGCGCCCCGGAUAGUGGCCGUCUCCACGGCGCCCGACGGCAACCAGAGCCAGCAGCAACACGUGAUGUCACCCGGACCCAGGUCAGCACCCGCCCACCUCAGAGUCCAGUUAAGACCAGUUAGGACGCUGCGGGUGGCCAUGCAGGUGCCCGUCGUCAUGACGUCGCUGGGUCAGAAGAUCUCCACGGUCGCCGUGCAGCAGCCGCCGGGCGCCGGGGGCGUCGCCGGCCACGCCGCCAUCUUGUCCGGCCCGGCGGCGGCGGGCGGCGGCCAGCAGCAGAAGGUGGUGAUCCAGACCAUCCCCGCCAUGGUGCCCGCCACCGCCGAGAACGGCGAGAAGAUCACGGUGCAGCUCGCCAAGAUCAUCACCAUCCCGGCGCACCAGCUGGCGCAGUGCCAGCUGACCGGCUCUCCGGGCGCCGCCAAGCCGGGCGCCACGGCAACGGCGCCGCCGGGCCUCAGCCUGCUGGGGGCGCCGCUCACGGUGCGCGCCCUGGCGCCCGUGGGCGUGGCCCCGGGCACGCAGGUGAUGCGUCUCAGCGUUCCCACGGCGACGCAGCCGCAGACCGUGGUGGUGUCGCAGCCGGGCGGCGGCGGCGGCGUAGUCACGGUGACGGCGGGCGGCCGCACGCUGCUGACCACGCCGCGCAUCAUCAGCGGCGUCCUCAGCGGCUCGGAGCUGCUGAUUGGAGGAGGAGGAGCCGCCGCCGCCCAGCAGCAGCUCGGCCAAUCGGACGGCGAGGGAAAGCCGGAGUCGGACGGCGUGAAAACGGAGGAGCCGGAGUGCUGA